AUGUCUUCAAAAAAGUUCUUUUUUAUAUUCAAGGAUUCGUUAGUCGAAGCUGAUAACACUAGUUUAAGCAUUGUUGCAUUAAGAAAUCCUGCGACGAAAAAUGCAACUAAAUAUUUGUUUCGGCAGACAAGUAACAGGAACGAUUUAUACGAAUUGAACUGCUUCAACGAACAGCAUCGCUCGUGGUUUAUCAACGAGACUGUAUGCUCUAAUGGCAAGAUAUUCAUGCCCACGCCCGUAGAUCCACUGUUUCUCGUUUUGCCAUACUUAGUAGAAAACUGUUGCGAACGUGCGGUUCCGUUGGAUCAAAUUUUGGUAGAUGAUUCGUUUCCUUCCAUCGUCCGUUUAACUGAUACGUUGUCUCCAACUCGGUUGAGCUUAGUAGCCGACAAAAAGAGUGCUGGUAAAAUAGUAGCAUAUAAGUAUAACGAACAAAAGACCGUGGAAUGGUUGGUAGCCAAGUGCCACCGAUUAAAGGGAUCCAUUAGUAAACAGGAGACCCCCUCAGUUCGUUCAUUGAACUAUAUCAAGGAAGAAAAAGAAAAUGAGAAGGACGAGGCGGAUGAUCAUGGCGCAGUUCAAACGGCUUUCGGAAUCGUCAGUGAUUACAUUUCACUUGAACUUAUAAAAAAACUUUCCGUGGCUCUUGGUUUUCCAGAGGAUGAAAAUAUAUCAAAAAAACGCAAGUCUGCUGUUGAUUUAGAAUCCAGUGUAAUGAAAAAACUAAAAAAGGAAGAAUUACACGAGACCACGCCGAUAAAACUGCCGGCCGCGGAAAAAAAGAUUUCUGCCAAAGCAAAGGCGAUGGCCAAAGCGGCCAGUGGAUCGAAGAGCAUCUCCAGUUUUUUCAAGAAAUAAAUAAUAGCUUCAGAAUAUUCAACGUAACUAUUUUAGAUAUAUUUUGACAUGAAUAACAUAAAGG
Anopheles nili is the source of this 922-nucleotide messenger RNA. Its product is annotated as ribonuclease H2 subunit B. The record is from RefSeq and is a predicted model, not a curated record. The transcript has 2 exons. Bases 1 to 858 code for a protein of 285 amino acids. Gene Ontology annotation, biological process: ribonucleotide metabolic process; RNA catabolic process. Gene Ontology annotation, cellular component: ribonuclease H2 complex; nucleoplasm. NCBI's taxonomy places the organism in Eukaryota, Metazoa, Arthropoda, Insecta, Diptera, Culicidae.